This is a messenger RNA of Haliotis rubra (blacklip abalone), 659 nucleotides long. RefSeq lists its product as uncharacterized. The transcript has 5 exons. The record is from RefSeq and is a predicted model, not a curated record. The annotation marks the transcript as partial. NCBI's taxonomy places the organism in Eukaryota, Metazoa, Mollusca, Gastropoda, Lepetellida, Haliotidae.
ACUUGUGAAAAUGCUUUUUGAUAUUUGUGUUACUAUAUUAUUGCGAAAUAUACAUUAAUGUCGUCUUUUUUAAGGUGUCAUUCGGUACAACAAGGGAGUAAUCCAUGUUCAUAUUUGAACUUCCGCUUCCACCGUUGGAUAAUUCAAGAUGAAUCAUGCAGCCAUAAUCCCAAAUCGGUUCCAGCUGAACGAGGACUUUGACAAUAUAAUCGUUCCGAGUCAAACUUCAAGAAAGAGGAGGAAUUUAAGGAAGGGUGAUACUGUUGCACAGAAGGCUUCAAAAUCAACAUGCCCAAAACAACAGCAGCAUCAGCAAAUUCAUCACCAGCAACAGCCGGGUCCGUCUGAUCAAGAACUCUCUACUCCUAAAACAGUCAUUGAAUCUGAGUAUACACUCACACCACUAAGGCAGUAUGAGCACCUGCUGAUUCAGGGUAAAGGCCUGUCUCCAAGCAGCCCCCAUCACACUGCAUUUGCCCUGCAAGACUUUGACCAGACAUGUAACAAAUUGAAGGAUGUCUAUUACAUUGUUCGGAGACGGCACAUUACGUGUUGUGAUGGAAAUACCUGGAUCUAUGCUUGCCAGUGUGAAAGGGCAAGGGAGACGCUGGUGUUUGCCAUUGAACAAGCGUAUAAUGGCUCAGUCCAAGAAAUCAAAG